AGCGGUGGUGGAGGGAUGAAAUGGAGUUGGGACCCAUUGAGUAAUAAGAGGAGGGAGAAAGGGGAAGACUUCAACAUCAAGACAGAGAAGAGAGGUAAAGGGUAAAAUGGGAAAAGAGACAGCUAGCAAUGAAGGAGUAGCCUCACCUACCAUUACACACAACACAACCACAUCCCAUUUUUCUUUUCCUUUUUAGCUUCUCUUUCUCUUCCCCCUUCUUCUUCUCUUUUUUCUUUCAUCCAUACAUAAAACUUUCAGAAAAAAAAAAGGAAAAAAAAAAAAAACAAAACAAAACAAAAAACUAAAGAACAUAAAACCCCCAUUUCUCUUCUCUCUGCAGCUCUCUAAUGGACUCCAUUUCGACCUGUUAGUUCAGUUUUCAGGUUCUCAAGGCUAAGAUUUUCCAAUUUUGCCUUACCAAAUACAAACUCUCAAAUAAAAAGGUGAAAAGAAAAGAAAAAAGAAAAACAAAUUUGACAGAAUGAUCGGAAAUAAUUUCGUCGAUGAGAUAGAUUGCGGCAGUUUCUUCGACCAAAUCGACGACCUUCUCGAUUUUCCUGUGGAGGAUGUCGACGCCGGUUUGCCUCCGGCGAAGGGCGGUGACUCGACCAACUCAUUCCCAACCAUUUGGCCCACUCACUCCGAGUCACUACCCGGUUCCGACUCGGUAUUCUCCGCCAAUAGCAACUCCGAUUUGUCGGCAGAGCUCUCUGUUCCGUAUGAGGAUAUUGUUCAAUUGGAUUGGCUUGCAAACUUUGUUGAGGAUUCAUUCUGUGGUGGAAGUCUUACAAUGAACAAAGAAGAGCCCAAGGAUUUGACACAUAACCAAUUCCAAACCUCUAGCCCAGUUUCUGUUCUUGAAAGCAGCAGCUCUUGCUCUAGUGACAAGACCCUGCAGCCCCGUAGCCCUGAACCAACCGUCGCCACUCCUGGUCAGCAGCGUGGCCGUGCACGCAGCAAACGCCCUCGCCCUGCAACCUUCAAUCCCCGGCCCCCAAUUCAGCUUAUUUCCCCUGCUUCCUCUGUCACCGAAACAACCACCCCUGAUCAAACAUUGCAGCUUGUUCCAAAGGCCCCAUCAGACACCGAGAACUUCGCCGAGUCCCGGCCUUCGGUCAAAUUGCCAAAGCAUGGUGCUGCUGCCUCAGGAACACAGAAGAUUAAGAACAAGAAAAUCAAGUUGUCUUUUUCGCUUGCCCCCCCAUUAGAGGCAGGAGCGGGAAACCAAAACUUGCCAUCGUCGCAAUCGGUAAGAAAAUGUAUGCAUUGUGAGAUAACCAAAACUCCACAAUGGCGGGCAGGACCAAUGGGGCCAAAAACGCUUUGCAAUGCCUGUGGUGUUCGGUAUAAGUCUGGUAGACUCUUCCCCGAGUACCGACCAGCAGCGAGUCCAACGUUCAUACCAUCAUUGCACUCGAAUUCCCACAAAAAGGUGCUUGAAAUGAGAAACAAGACUGACGAGAAUACAGCUGCAAUCACCAUAAGCGUGCAACCGGAGCUGAUUCCAAACCCAAACAGCGCAAUUUCAAUGGAUUACAUGUGAAGAAGAAGAAAGAAGGUUGAUGUGUGUGUGGUUGGUUUGUGUUUAGUAUGAAAUAGUUUUUAGGUGGUUGUCUUUCUUGUACAGGGGAAGGUGGGGGCAACUUGGGAAAGGUUUUAGGUUUUUUUUUUUUUUUUUUUUUUUUUUUUUUUUUUUUAUUUUAUUUUAUUUUUAAUUAGAUGAGAAAGUAGUUGAGGAAGAAGAGAAAACAAACAAAAAAAAAAAACUGAUCAUAUGGACUUAAGAGACAUCAAAACUUUUAAGCUUAGGUGAAGUUUUAGUGUUGUUUUAGGUGCUCAUUUGUCCGUCAUCGUAUGUUGCCUCUCUUCUUCUCUCUUUUGCAUUCUUUUUUCAUUUCUUGGUAAUUCUUUUUGCAGUUCAUUUGUAGUCAUCAUCAAAAUUCUGAGCUUUUAAGUAAUGAAAUUUCAGGUUAUUUUGCUUC
Cucumis melo (muskmelon) is the source of this 1982-nucleotide messenger RNA. RefSeq names its product GATA transcription factor 8. Gene Ontology annotation, biological process: positive regulation of DNA-templated transcription. Bases 482 to 1543 code for a protein of 353 amino acids. NCBI's taxonomy places the organism in Eukaryota, Viridiplantae, Streptophyta, Magnoliopsida, Cucurbitales, Cucurbitaceae. The record is from RefSeq and is a predicted model, not a curated record. The transcript is spliced from 4 exons. Gene Ontology annotation, molecular function: sequence-specific DNA binding; zinc ion binding. Gene Ontology annotation, cellular component: nucleus.